Molecule: messenger RNA, 893 nt
Organism: Mizuhopecten yessoensis (Yesso scallop)
Lineage: Eukaryota; Metazoa; Mollusca; Bivalvia; Pectinida; Pectinidae
Product: myotubularin-related protein 10-B-like
Exons: 10
Coding region: 66-893 (275 amino acids)
Source: RefSeq, a predicted model, not a curated record
CAGGAAGUAAAGAAAAUGACAACUUCCAGGAUGAAUUGCGAAGAAACCACCUUCUUCGUUUGAAGAUGUCUAGGUUUGUCUCGUACAUCACCGGGAAUGAGGUUGAGCGGGGAAAAGAGACCUUCAAGUCUUAUUUAAUUGACGAGGAGGAAGAAGAGAACGACGAUGAACUUGACAAGCGAGCCUCAGCAUUUUUCCAGACAGAUCUUGCUCCACACAUGUUACCAGGUGAACGCCUGGUUACGGAGGCAGACAGCGUCCUGAGUUUCACACCCUUUACAGAGAAGAAAAAGGGCAUAUCAGGAAAGCUGUUUGUUACAAACUUCAAGGUUUCCUUCAUCACUGCAGACCGAUCCUCGUACGAAGGGCCAUCAGCCAAGAGACAGAGAAACAAACUGAUCAGAGACACAGACGUUCCUCUCACCAACAUCGAUGCCAUAUAUCAGGUUGCGUCUGGGAGGAGGAGAAAGCUGACAGCAGGAAUGACGGUUUCCAACAUCACAAAAUAUCUCGAGCUCCACUGCAAGGACUUCAGAGUACACACAUUCGGAUUCAAAUUUUCACCCAAAGACCAGAACAAAAAGCUUAUGAAUGCAGUCGUUCACCAUGCCUAUCCUUCAAAAUCCAACCUUCUGUUUGCUUUUGACUAUGGCAAGAGUUUACCAAAGGAAGAUUAUAUGUGUGAGACACCACUUUACGAAGACAUUUCUGACUGGGAUAUGGAAUUGAACAUGUGUAAAUGUACCAAGUGGAGGGUGACAGAGGUCAACAAGGGCUUUGACAUGUCUAUAAGUUUGCCAAAGCUAUUUGUGGUUCCCAGUGCGUUGUUUAACACUGACCUGAUGAAGGCGUCCGGUCACUACGUGGACGGCCGUAUUCCAGUGAGUACUUAA